Hyposmocoma kahamanoa is the source of this 11299-nucleotide messenger RNA. It is a transcript of the gene bchs, whose product is annotated as WD repeat and FYVE domain-containing protein 3. Gene Ontology annotation, molecular function: metal ion binding; protein binding. Bases 3 to 10661 code for a protein of 3552 amino acids. Lineage: Eukaryota; Metazoa; Arthropoda; Insecta; Lepidoptera; Cosmopterigidae. The transcript is spliced from 52 exons. The record is from RefSeq and is a predicted model, not a curated record.
CAAUGAACCUAAUGCGCAAAUUGCGCGGAGCCAGUUCGUCGGCACCUUCGGAUGCUGGCGAGGCCACAGGCGCCUCGUCACAUGUCCAACUGGGGCUCAUGCACUUGAAGAAGCUGUUCGCGGAGUACACCCACCCCCCGCAGCCACUCACUGAUGCCGAAAAAGAUGACAAACUGUACAACAUGCUUCCUCUGUUUUGCAAGGUAUUUGGCACAAGUCCAUCAAAGGAGAUGAAUGAAAAGUUCUGGGAUAUAUUAUCAUUUUGUCAACAAGUGUCGAAGCUCAUGGUAUCAGAGAUUAGGAAGAGAGCAAGUAACCAAAGCACGGAAGCAGCAAGUUGUGCUAUUGCUAAGUUCCUGGAGAUUGAGAAUUCUGAAGAAUCUAGUAAUGGUUGGAUGUUGCUGUCUACUUUGAACCUUUUAGCUGCAGGCGAUCAGUCUCUGAUACAGGUCAUGACCACUGCAUCCAUACCGUCAACACUAGUCAAAUGCUUGUACUUGUUUUUUGAUCUACCUGAAAUACCAGAAUCAGAGGCAGAUGUUCAAGAAACUGGGAGUGACUUCACUCCUAGAGAGAGGAGAAUAUUAUUGCAGAAGAUAUUUGUACAGGUUCUUGUUAGACUAUGUAGCCACCCAUUUCCUUGUGAGGAGCUAGCGAGAAAAGACGACUUAAGCCUACUGUUCUCAGCCAUAACAUCAUGGUGCGCUCCACAUAACAUAAUGUGGCGGAAGUCUGCCGCGGAAGUGCUUAUGACGUUAUCUAGACACGGCCUGACACAAUCUGUAGUGCAAUAUAUACAUAACAAAGGAUGUGUGGCCUUGUGCAUAGAAAAUAUGCAGAGAAUACCUGAAUUGACUCCGUUAGAGGUCGUGGAGAUGUUCGUGGCAGUAUUUUGUUUCCUAAAGGAUUCUAGUGAAGUUAGUCAGUUAUUACUAGAUGAUUUUCGAUCCUGUCAGGGAUAUCUAUUUCUAUCGGAAUUCCUACUCAAGUUGGAGGAAGAACGUGUGAGUGGUACAGAAGCACGAGCAGCCCUCCGCAAUCUAGUACUGAUGAUCUCGUCGCUGUGCGCGUGCGGCUUCUCAGAACUGCGGCCUACGCGAGCGAAUACAGAGCUGUUUCAGCUGCAGGGCUUCGUGCUGCCCCAGCCAUCGGCUACCGGACAGGCCGUGAGAAAUGUACAGGCUUUUCAGGUGUUACAAUCAGUAUUCCUGAAGUCGAAUUCGCCGGCCCUAUGCUGCACAAUUCUAGAUGCUAUAUCGAGCGUUUACCACGCCGACAACGCCAAUUACUUCAUUUUAGAAAACCAGAACACACUCAGUCAGUUUUCGGAAAGAAUCCAUACAAAAAAUGCAGAAAUUCAAGAGAAAUUCUUUGAAUUGCUUGAAUUUAUAGUUUUCCAAUUGAAUUUUGUGCCGUGCAAGGAACUGAUAUCACUGUCUUUGUUACUGAAGGCAAAUAGAUCGAGAAGUUGCAGCAUGUUGUGUAUUAAAACACUUCUUAAUAUUUUAAAGCAUAAUGCAAUAUUCAAAGACGUAUAUCGAGAAGUAGGCAUGCUGGAAGUAUUUGUCACAUGUCUAUCACGGUACGCGGCUUUUCUAAAGGACAAACAAAUCGAAGAGGAAAGAAACAAAAGAGAAUCUUUAAACAACUAUACUGGUUCUCCUAAAGUUCCUGAAAGACGAAAACGAGCUUUACGAGCAGAGUCCUUAAUAAGAGAUCCGAAUGUAGACCAGGAAGAAGAAGAACUGGGUUCUUUAGUAAUGGAAGGGUUAACAGCUCUCUUGAAUAGCAAUUCGAACAAUUGUAACGUAUUUAGAGAUUGCGGUGGCGCGAAAUGCGUUCAUGGAAUGGUUGUAUACGAAACUUGUAGGAGCAAAGCUUUAGGUGUGAUACGAGAAUUAAUAGUUAGUGGUUCGGGCGAGGAAGAUAUGUCAGCUCUAUUAUGUGGCAUGCACGCGGCGCCUAAUGAUGCGUUACGAUUAAAACUACACAUAUUGAAGGCUUUGCUGGCCUGUCUCAGGGACUCGCAUCGAACUAGAACUAUAUUUAGGAAGGUCAGCGGUUUCGUCUACGUCACCAGCGUACUAGCUUCAUUAGAUGGUAAACUAAAUGGCGACGAGCCCAUAGACAAGGAUACGCUGCAACUGAUACACAUUGUCUUUUACACCAUAAGCACGGCUAUGAGAUUUGAGCCUGCCAAUGCUAAGUUUUUUCAUCAUGAGAUAUGCAUGACAACACUGUGCGAAACAAUACGCCUAUUGGGAUGUUUCACCGACGAUAGAGAACUCCUGAAUGAUACAGAAGUCGGCGAUCCGGCGCUCUAUGAAGUAUUUCAUGAGAUAUUCACUGGAAAUAUUUUGGAAAUGACAUUUCCAGAAAGAGUUCCAAUGGUGUUUGUGCAUGCGUGUAUUGUGUUGAGACUACUGUACGAUGUCGUAUUGGACUCGUUUGAUAAACCUACUUUUUGCGGAUCACUCAAUGUAAAAUCUCCGAGUCUCACUAGACAGAGUUCCGCUAUAAAUGAGACAAAGCCAGCAGGGCGAACAGCUCCCUUAAACCUCUCAACGGGGUCAAACAGUGGCGAAGCGUGGGUGGUACACUCAGGUGUAGUGAUCGUGCUUGCAAAGUUAUUACCCGCGUUGCCUCGACCUGCGGAACACGAGAUGUAUGCACGAGCACUGAGGGACUAUCUUGCGCAUGUACUGAAGAGUCUUGUACGAAGUGAACGCAACCAGCAAGUGAUGUGCGGUGCAGGCCUAGCGGGCGUGGUACUACGUGUGGCGGGUGCAGCACUACGGCUCGAACGGCACCCGCUGCACGCGCCCAAUAUGUAUAUGCUCGAACGGUUAGCCGCGCACUCGUUGAGACCCAUUGAACUCAGGGAAUUUCUCCGCAUGGGCAACCCUCUAAACUGCGUAGCGCCGGAGCCCGGGCAAGUCUGCAAGCCUGGCGGUCCCGUUCCACUUACCAGGAUCAAGACUUUGGUCUCCAUGACCACACCCCGAGAUUACAGGUCCCAAAACUCAUGUACGUUGCCACCAUUUGUGGAGUUCGACAUGUCAGCGGAAGGGUUCGGUUGUCUCUACCUGCCAAGCAUCGCGCCACAGUCUGCUAAUCUCAACGCUCUUGGAACACAAGACAAUGCUACGCUGGGCGGAAUUGGUUCAGGCGAUAGAGUAUUCCCGCCACAAACGGGCCUCACAUAUUCAACAUGGAUUUGCGUUGAGAAGUACUCUGACCCUCGCUCAGACCCGCACUGUGUGAGGUUGUUGACCCUUGUGCGGAACAUCAGCAACAGUCGCGAUGAGCAUCUUGUCUGUUUGACCGUUGUGUUGUCAGCAAGGGAUAAGGCUAUUAUAGUUUCUACACAGGAGACCUUAUUGCCGCAUAAUGUAGGCGAAUGGGAGCCGGAAGGGUCAGGCGAAUGCGGCGCGCGCGUCUGGUGCCCUGAUCUUCAGCAUGAGGGGCAGUGGCAUCAUCUCGCUCUUGUGCUCAACAGGGCCGUUCUUAAGAACUCUUCUUUCUCGCUAUAUCUGGAUGGUCAACACAUGCAUUCUGGCAAAUUGCAUUAUGUAAGCGCGAACCCCGGCGGUGGGGCAGCCACUCUGUCGGGGGCGUCAAGUGUUUACUGCGUGAUUGGAACUCCCCCGCAGUGGCGACGAUACUCUCGACUGGUAUGGCGGCAGGGACCUGCUUUGUUACUUGAAGACGUACUCCCAGCACAAACAGUAUCUGUUAUCUACCAGCUAGGUCCUCACUACGUUGGUACACUUCAAGCGCCUUUACCGCCCGGACAGAACCAGGAACCGUUGACCCCUCUAGUCGCCGAAGAGAAGGUUGUUUUCGGCAUAAACGCCCGAGCCAUGUCUCAAUUAACAUUGGCAAAGAUACGCAAAGUGUAUAGCAAGAACGACAAUAAAGCGAUUGCAAAACAGCUGGGUAUGUCGUCUCAUGAAAAUGCGACGCCAAUAAGGAUAUUACAUAAUUCUGCAGGACACCUUAUGGGCCCGGCGAGGUGCCUAGGUGGAACGGUGGUUGGAUAUUUGGGCGUGAGAGUGUUUUGCCCAAAACCUGCUGCUAUUAUGAUCGAUACAGUAGGCGGUUGUUCAGUAUUAUUAGGUUUAAUUGCGAUGGCUCAAGACGUGGAAUGUCUUUACGCGGGCGUGAAGGCCCUUGUCUGUGUAGUACGGUCGAACAAAGCGGCACAGGCUGAAAUGGAUCGCCGAAAAGGAUACCAAACCCUCGCUAUGUUGCUGAAGAGAAAGAAACAAUUAUUGAACUCUCAUAUUUUACACUUGAUAUUUGGAUUGGUUGGCACUGUUGAUAGCCAGAAGGAAACUUCUUCGAUACCUAAUUUGACUGCUUUUCAAGACCUAAUUUGCGAAUUGGAAGUGUGGCUCGGUGCCCCUAGUGGCCUUAUAAAGUCCCUACUCGAACAUUUACUAGAACUUGCUACAGAAACAGCACAUAGAACGCACAAUCUUCGCACAAUGAGAGAAUUGCAACUUGUCCCAAAGCUUCUCUACAUAAUCAAUGACGUUAAAGUCGUUAGCACAAAGAAUGUCCUAAUCCAAUUAUUGGCCGCGCUACUAGGCGGACAGCCACGACCAAGCGAUCUUCUUUGCUUGGGACAAUUCAUGGCAUUUACUCUGCCUUUACCAUCGCAAACAGAGAAAGGUAUAAACCUUAAAGAGAGCGACUGCGAGAAGGAAUGUGAAGGUGAACACAUAAUACUUCGCAACAAAUGCUUCAACGUGUUACACGGGCUACUUUUUACUCCAAGGAAUUUAGUAAACACGAUAGUAUGCGAGGAGAUAUCUCGAGUACUUGGCCUUGAUUGGAUACUUAGCUUUAUGCAGGAAAAUGUGCAUCCAACUACCGUUCUUUGGGCUAUGAGGAUGCUGGUCAUCCUAUGCUCAGGACAGGGGCAGCAAUCAGCUAUUAUGCAAAGGUUUCGUGAAGGCCUUGGUAACGGAGGCUGGUUACGACACACGGAAAUGGUCGCUGCUCAACAACAAGCAGGCGUAGUACUGACUUCGGCGGUUCAAUCGCAAUCGCAUUUGCACACGUCGCUAUUGCACACUUCGGGAUUCAAUUUAUUGGCUUGGCUUGUUCUCUCACACGUGCAGAUACCCGAGUUAUACUAUCUCUUAUUCGGACUAACAUUAGGCCAACCAAUGCGGAACGUAGGUGCGGAGAAAGUGGUUUCAGUUGAAAGAGUAUGGGCGACUGCAUGGGGCGCCGCGGCUCCAUCGAGGCAAUCAUCCGCCGCUCUCGCGGCAAGAAUCACCCUAUGCCCUGAAGCUGUGGUUAUUUUAUUAGGAGCAGUUAGAAGUUUGAUCCAUGCUGAGGCUGGGACUCUACCAGAAUGGUUGAACGAUCAUGCCGUUGCUAUUAUACAGGUUUUGUUCUCCCUGUACAAUACUCUACCGGAUUUCGUAACUAUAAUGAUGACCGCAGAGGUAUUGACUGCGCUCGCGUCUACGCUUUUCCCGCCUAACACCAGCGAUGAUAUUCACAUGCCUAUAUGUGAAAGCGGCGAUAGUUCAGGCGCGUCUACACCUGGGUCUGAAAAGGAAGUGGUCUUAGUUAACAGUGCGGCCACCCUCACUCAACACCCUGUCAGGCAAGGUGUUAUGGACUUCUUACGAGUCAUUGUUUUAGACUCCAUGACACUCAGCUUCUCUGGAAAGGCGACGCCGGUAAUCGACUUAGUUUUGGAUGCGUCGCCUGCAAACUCGACUAGUCAACAACAGAUUGAGUACCAAACCGAAGUACUUACGACUAUGAUGGAAAACUUAUCGAAUACAGAAUUGUUUGGAACGGAGCCGAACAUAUCGAACGUUUGUUAUUUAGCUGCCAGGCUUGUUGACAAAUUAUGGCAAGGACAGCUUUCAAGAGAUCCUCAUGAGGUAUUCGAUUUCAUAGUUAAACUGGUAACACAAGCAAAAAAGAAGUCUUCAGUCAUAUCAUUGGAGGGAUUGCACCAUUGUUUGAACAGAACGAUUCUGUACCUACUGUCACGAUCGACAGACUCCAUAGCGGACCAAAUGUCAGUGCUUGAGGCACUACACAAACUUACGACUAAUAGACUUCUUAUAUUCGGAGCAGGCAACCACGAACUCGAAUUCAUUGGAUGUUUAACAUACUGUCUGCUGCAACUCAGUGCCAACAUGAAGAUCGCGUUGGAUUCGCACAUGCGAACUACAUGGCAUGUGAAUCCUAGCGGCGACCUUGAAUCUAGAGACGACAAACUUACUUCGCACCAAGGGCGCAACCUAAUGGCGGGGGCAGCAAGACGUGUAUGGGAGGAACUUUAUGCGUGCAAGAAACCAGCAAUAGAAGAGGUGUUUAAGAUCACGCUACUACAGCCAGUAGGAAAUGCGCGCGCCCCAGAUUUAGCUGCAGUAAGAGAGCAGCUUAACGAGAGUGCACAUAAGCUAUGGAUUAAUUAUAUUGACACUGAGAGAAAGGCUGCAUACCGCGUACCAUGGGAGCUACACAACCAAAUUCAGUCAAAAAUUCAAAAAGUCACCGGAGGACUGACACGACUGGCGUCAAGGACUAAAGUGAAGAAAGAAGACUCUGCUAAACAAAGGCCACACGUUCCCAGAGAGCACGCACUAGCUUACAUGCAGGAUCAUGUGCAGUUAGUUAGACAAGCAUGGUGCGUACAAUUACAAACGGCAACUAACACAACCUUACACACGACACGUUACGUUCAAGCCGAAUGGGCCGGAGCAUGGCGUGAACUCACACGGGAGCGAGGCCUCUGGGGCCCCCCAAGGGGGUCGCAUCUUGAUAAAUGGGCUUUGGAUUCCACUGAGGGACCUUGUAGAAUGAGAAAAAUGCUGCGACGGAAUCACAUGUUUUAUUUGCAUUAUCCGUACAGACCAGAGUUAGAAAAUCCUGAAAAUAAACAAUUAAAAUACAAAGUCGCACAGAGCCUGGACAGCAAAGAGUAUUACAAAGUGUACCAGCAGUGGCGAACAGCUGGCAACAAUUUGGGCGAAGCGGACUGCGUUGAUCCGUCGGAUUUAGAGGCAUACCACGAGCAAGUUACCAAUCGCAGUAAAGAUAAAGACCCGUCACUAGACAUCAAUAACGAGGAAGGCUCUCCUUCAGACUUAGUCAGCAGCGGUGUCGUCAGUCGUGGUACCAACCAAGCGUCUAGCGAAGCCAAUGAAGAUGGUCCUGACAAUGAAGAAGAAGACGAACAACAACCUCCUGCACCGGACAACCAAACAUUACUAAGACUACUGGAACACCAUGAAAAGAUCUCCCAUAUGUUUCGAUGCGCUAGAAUACAAGGCUUAGACACGACAGAAGGUUUACUUCUCUUUGGACGUGAACACUGCUACGUCAUCGAUGGCUUCACCUUGCUUAAGAACAGAGAAAUAAGAGAUUUGGACUGCUGCCCCGAUGAUUAUGAACCAAUACUCCCUAGUCAAGGAAUACAGAGGAGCAAUCAAAGGCAGUGCUCCAAAUUUUUGUAUGAAGAUAUUCGGGAAGUCCAUAAAAGGAGAUAUCUAUUACAACCAACCGCGUUAGAAGUGUUUUCAAGCGAUGGUAGAAACUAUCUUUUAGCUUUUCCAAGAAAAGUGCGAAAUAAGGUUUAUAGUAGAUUCACAGCGUUGGCUACAGGCAUGGCCGAUAGCGCGGCGGGCUCGGUAGCCGGGCAGAAGCGAGGAGUAGCGGUUGAACAACCGGGUGGGCUACUAGCUACGCUCAUAGGGGAUACUUCUGUUACUCAGCGGUGGCUGCGCGGAGAAAUCUCAAAUUUCCAGUAUCUGAUGCAUUUAAACACCCUCGCUGGGCGAUCGUAUAAUGAUCUCAUGCAAUAUCCCGUAUUCCCUUGGAUUCUGGCUGACUAUGAUUCAUUUGAACUUGAUCUCAACGACCCAGCCACGUUUAGAGAUCUCACAAAACCAAUGGGCGCACAGAGUCCCGAUAGACUGGAACAAUUCAGGAAGAGAUAUAAGGAAUGGGACGACCCCCACGGCGAAACUCCACCAUAUCACUACGGUACUCACUACUCAUCAGCUAUGAUCGUAUGCUCAUACCUCGUGAGAAUGGAGCCCUUUACACAGCAUUUCUUAAGACUCCAAGGCGGACAUUUCGAUCUCGCUGACAGAAUGUUCCACUCGAUAAAAGAAGGCUGGAACUCUGCUUCGAGACACAAUAUGGCGGACGUCAAGGAAUUGAUUCCGGAAUUCUUCUAUCUUCCUGAAUUCCUAGUCAAUUCUAACAAUUUUGACUUAGGUUCAAAGCAGUCAGGAAUAGCACUAGGCGACGUGGUUCUCCCACCAUGGGCGCGCGGUGACUCACGAGAGUUCAUACGUCUCCAUCGCGCAGCGUUAGAAUCGGACUAUGUCUCACACCGGCUACACCACUGGAUUGAUCUUGUCUUUGGUUAUAAGCAACAAGGCCAAGCUGCUGUUGAUGCCUGCAAUGUUUUCCAUCAUCUGUUUUAUGAAGGCAACGUAGAUAUUUAUAAUAUCGAUGAUCCUUUAAAGAAGAACGCCACAAUCGGGUUCAUAAACAACUUUGGUCAAAUACCCAAACAGUUGUUCAAAAAAGCACAUCCUAGCAAGAAAAUGUCGCAACGGAGUUCCACUAUACUAGAUCCCAACAACAUCAUACCGUCGCAAGGAAUCACACCACCGGAAAAAUUGUUCUUUCAUAACUUAGAGAAUUUGCGACCGUCUCUUCAGCCUGUGAAAGAGGUAAAAGGUCCGGUCGGUCAAAUCCUCUACACAGACAAGGCAAUCUUGGCAGUGGAACAGAACAAAGUCCUAAUGCCACCUUCAUACAACAAGUACGUAGCGUGGGGAUUCGCCGAUCAUUCGUUGAGGAUAGGCAACUAUGAUAACGAUAAAGCCGUGUUUGUUUGUGAAAGCGUGUCGCAAGCGUGCGGAGAAAUUGUAACUUGCGUGUGCCCAUCGGAUAAGACAAUCGUUACAGCUGGAACAAGCUCGGUGGUAACAGUAUGGCAGUACUCAUCCCGUCGCCGACGUCUUGGAGUCAAAGUGUGCCUAUAUGGCCACGAGGAAGCCAUCACAUGCCUAGCGGCCAGUCCCGCUUACAACCUCGUUGUAAGUGGUAGUCGGGAUGGGCAAGUGAUUGUGUGGGAUGUGGAGAGGGGCAUUUUUGUACGGCAGCUGACGCCUGAGGCGCCGGGGUUGCCACCGCCAGUUUCUGCAUUGGCUAUUGAUGAUCUUACUGGCGACAUUGCAACAUGCCGCGGCAGUUGGCUGUACGCAUGGUCAAUAAACGGCGACCUGCUCGGUGCAGUCGAUACCGCUGGCGGCCGCACCAGUGGCGGAGGGGGACCCCAACAAGUUCUUUGUGUCGCCUUCAGUCAAACUCGCGAAUGGGACCCUCUGAACGUUAUUAUUACUGGAUCUACUGAUGGUGUUGUUCGGAUGUGGUCAAUAGACUACAUAGUAGAAACAGAUGAGCAAUCCCAAAGUGAGUUAGGGCAGAGUGUAGACGCUCAGAUCACGGAACCAUCCAGUUUAGAGCCAGUCUCUUCACUAGACAUAGAGCAGGACAAAGACACACUGUCGGUACAAGAAAGUGAAGACGCAAAAUCCGAAAGUGAACUUAAGUCUGAGAAUGAAAGUUUAGAUGUGAAAGAAGAGUUGGACUCCGGGAAACGAGAGGCGGCUAUCAAACGAGUGGAGGCGCUUGUCAAGCAAAUGAGCCUUUCUCAAGAUCAGGACGUAGCGGGCAAUCUUGAAAAAUCUGCAUCCGAAAGUUCCCUAUCAGACGCGGGUGAAACAACAAGUGCCAAAGAAACAGCUCGGAGGCACGACGAGAAAGACAUUUGUAGCGACAAUGAAGACAGUCAACAAUACACCAGUCCUAAGGAAGAACCUAUAGACUCCUGUGACGAAGCCAAGCAGGACUAUGACAAUGAUAAGGAUUUGGACACGGAGAAGGAAAUGCAAAAAAGUAAAUUACAAAAGCAAGGGAACGUGGUAUUGCGACGAAAGUCUAAAGGAAAUCCAUUGUAUAGAAAAAGUGGUGGCAGUAUAGGUGAUUCCAGCGAGUCAGGAUCCAUAGAAACAAACACGGGUUUGUCAACCGAGGCGAGUCAAGAAGGCGGACUGCGAACGAGUAAAUCAGAUACUAGCCUUACGGACUCGUUCGUGGUUGUUUCCGCGCCCGCGUCACCGGCGCCGCGUCAUAAACAGAUCGCUAAGGUUGCACCUUCUGCUGAAGUUGAAACAGGUACAAAAUGGAGGCGGCACCUAGUCCUGCGCGGCAAGCUAACAAUGCACACGGCGUAUGAGCGGCGUGACAAUGCAUGUCCGGCCUCGGUCACAGCCGUCGCUGCGGCUAAGAGCGGCCGCGGACUCGCCAUCGGGGACGCACGAGGACGGAUAUUCCGCUGGUCUGCCCCCGAUAUGUCAAGUUCGUCAGGCGCGAAGGGCGGUCCCGCCGAUCAUUGGAUACGUGAUGAUACUGCACCAUAUUGUACUCAAUGCCAAGUGCGUUUCACGGCACUAGAGCGGCGCCACCACUGCCGCGAGUGCGGAUGCGUAUUCUGCGGUCGGUGCUCUCGCUACGAGGCGCCUGUACGUCGUCUACGAGCGUUACGUCCCGUACGCGUGUGCCAGACUUGCUACGACAAUAUACACGGCAAAAAAGAUUAGCUAAUGCCCGCCUUGCACAGCGUGACAGCCGCUGCAAAACUUAUUACCAAGCAACUCACUCAUAAAGUUGCUGACCCUAAAUUGCCUUCAAAUUAAUCGAUUAUACAUCUAUGAGGUCGAUUUUCGCUGUGCAGAGGCGGCUUUAACAGAAAAUAGGACUUUUCUUGAAUAACAAACAUGUAUAAAAAUGAUGUGUAUGAAUAAAGAGUCAGUAUAAGUAUAGCAACCGCCGGUUUAAUAUGAAAAGUAAGAAUGGAUGCACGUCGAUUGAUUUAGAGUACGAAAGAAAUCUCCCCGCACGACGUACCAUUCCUUUCCUAUAUGACAGGCGCACCCUGGGCAACAAUCAGCGAGCACGUUACCCCGAUUGGUAAGGCUCAAUGUACAUUGCGGCGGAACUGAAUGGAAGCGAAUUAUGGUGAAUUGUAACGUACAAACUAGAUACGAGCCAAAAUCUUCCGCGCUCGCACAUUCCGAGGUACAUAAUAGCAAUUGACCAUAAAGUUCAUUAUGCUAUGUACGGUCAACAGCACAUCAGACUACACAUUUUCGUUCGAAGGUCGCCUCCUGUGCAACGGAACAAGAUACGUCAAUGUGUAGCUUGAUGUGCUGGCGUGUGUUCAAUAUCGUUACAAAAA